Molecule: messenger RNA, 1140 nt
Organism: Spodoptera litura
Lineage: Eukaryota; Metazoa; Arthropoda; Insecta; Lepidoptera; Noctuidae
Product: sodium/potassium-transporting ATPase subunit beta-2
Biological process (GO): potassium ion import across plasma membrane; intracellular sodium ion homeostasis; sodium ion export across plasma membrane
Cellular component (GO): sodium:potassium-exchanging ATPase complex
Molecular function (GO): ATPase activator activity
Source: RefSeq, a predicted model, not a curated record
GCCGGUUGCCGUGCGCGCGCGCAGUCGCAGUGCGCAUACACGCGCGCGCGCCUCUCUUUUCCUCUGGGACGGGAUUCAGGUGCGCGUUAACACAACCCAGUCAAGAUGACGGUGACGAAGAAGCGCCCAUCAGACCUGACCAGCUUGGAGCGGUUCAACCUUUACUACCGGGAGAAGGAGGAUCCUCUCACUGGUGCUCAAAAGACGAAGCGGUUCAUCUGGAACCCCAAGACCAGGCAGUUCUGCGGCAGGACUGGAACUAGCUGGUCCAAAAUAGCGCUAUUCUAUUUCAUCUUCUACUCUGCGUUGGCAAUCCUCGUCGCUAUCUGCAUGUGGACCUUCCUACAACUCCUGGACACGCGGCAGCCUAUGUGGCAGCUGGAGAAAAGUAUAAUCGGCACGAACCCUGGACUCGGCUUUCGACCAAUGCCACCAGAGGUCGCCAGCAGCGUGAUCUGGUAUAAGGGCAACGAUCCUGGAAGCUACAACUUCUGGGUCAAAGAACUGUCUAAGUUUUUAGCAGUAUACAAACGCGACGGUAAGAAGUCAGGAGCGAGCCAGAACAUCCACAGCUGUGACUUCAAGCUCCCAGCACCAGCCGGUAAGGUCUGUGACGUGGACAUCAGUGCCUGGGGACCGUGCCUCGAGGAGAACCACUUUGCUUACCAAAAGUCCACUCCCUGUGUCUUCCUGAAGCUCAACAAGAUUUUUGGAUGGAAACCAGCAUUCUACAACAGCUCUGACAGUCUACCGGGAGAGAUGCCUGAUGAUCUGAAGGAGCAUAUCCGAAAUAUGACUGCGUAUGAUAAGAAUUAUCUGAACAUGGUGUGGGUAUCCUGCCAGGGUGAGAACCCGGCAGACAGGGAGAACAUCGGCCCCAUCCAGUACAUGCCUUACCGUGGCUUCCCAGGGUACUACUUCCCGUACACCAACCAGGAGGGCUACCUCAGUCCACUCGUGGCUGUACAUCUGCAGAGGCCCAAAACGGGCGUGCUCAUCAACAUCGAAUGUCGAGCGUGGGCCAGGAACAUAAUGUACGACAGACACGAAGCCAUGGGCACAGUGCACAUCGAAAUCAUGAUCGAAUAGACUACCAGAGCCAGGUGAAGAAGAUAUAGAAGAAAAAUUGUUUUUGAGACA